UGGGAGGGGUUAUGAUUACACUGCGGUACCCGUGACUCGUGAUUGUAGGACUGUAGUUACGCCCCGGGUGAGAGACAGGUGUCCGGGUCGGGGGCACAUGCCGUCACUGAGUCCUGUCCCACGUCUCGCCGUUCUGUCCUGUCCGUGUUCCUGAUGGCAUUAGCAUUUGAGGUUUGCGCUCACCGGAGGAAGCGUCGCGGCGGAGCGGGAGAGUGUUCGCCAGUCGCUUCAGCAUGCAGAAUGGUUUCGGCUGUUGUAGGGACCCUACUUUCAGGAUCACGUAGAGGCGACCAGGGUGGUGCGCAGCCGGAUUUGUGAUUGAUCAACGCGAUCUAACGGGGUUAUUAUGGCUUCCAGCGCUGGGAAGAUGACCCAACCCCCCGGUGGCGGCGCAUGUAACGGGACCGCUAUUGCCGACCCCUCCAAUGUUGAGCAGGAAUUGUAUGAUUAUCAGAUGCACACAAAAAUGUGCAAGAAAAUAGCGCAGCUGACGAAGGUUAUAUAUUCCUUAAACACUAAGAAUGAGGAGCAGGAGGCAACUCUGCAAUCGCUACGCCGUGUUGCCACAGAAACGCAGGGCAGCCUCCAGCCAACCACAAGCCAGGAUAUGGAAGAGGAGGAGUCUAUUCUGAGGACACGCCUUUUAGAGUUGCAGGCCACUGUUGAGGAGGUGGAAGAACGUGAACAGAAAGCUGAAUUAGAGUAUGCGGAACGCAUAGCUGUGUUAACCCAAGAGACGGCGGAUCUGCGCAGAGACUACCAGAGUCUGCAGACCGAGAAAGACAACCAGUACCUAUUACUGGAACAAACACAGGACGAAAACAAAUGGCUAGAGAACAAGUGCCAGGAGCUACGCAGAGCCAGAGAUGAAGAAGGAAAGCGAGAGGAAGAGGAGAAGAUGCAUAGGGAGGAGGAGGAGAGAAGGAGAGAGGAGGAGGAGAGGAACCGAGAGGCAGAAGAGAGGAAAAAAAUGAAGGAAAGGUAUGAAGAGAGGUUGGAAACAUUUACAGAGGAGCUACGAGCUCUGAGGGAGGAGAAGGAGAGAGUGGAGAAGGAGUGGAAGAGAGAGGUGGAGGAGUGGAAGAAGAGAAUGAAAAAGGUGGAGGAGGAGAGGAAGGAAGAGCAGGAGGCAGCCAAGAAGACGAUACAACAGAGUCUCAAUGAGCAUAUCAAUCAGUGGCAACAGAAAGAGCAAGAGAACCGCAAGUCCCAGAAUGCAACGCUUCAGCAGAGGCUCAGAAAAGCAGAGGCAGAGUUGGAGGUUCGAGAACAGAGACUCAAUGAGAGCAACAGACAUUGCAGCAAGCUUCAGGAGCGAAUAGAGGAUCUGGAGGAGCAGUUAGAAGAGGGGCGUCACUGGGUGACCGAGGCAGAGGGCGUGGCAAAGAAAGCAGAGGAGGAGUUGGCUGUAGCUAAAGAACGGUUAUUACUGCAAGAAAAUGAGCUUCAGAGCAAGUCAGAGGAGUUAAUGAGUCAGAGUUCUUCUCAGGUGAGGGUCUCUGCAGAGGUGGACGAGCUCAGGUCUCAACUCGGUCGUCUCAACAUUAGAAACAAAGAGCUGGAGCUUCAGAACAGUGGUCGCUCUAAUGACCAUGCCCGUAUGCUUAAACAGCAUGCAGAUGCUCUAUCCUCUAUGCGUCUGGAGUUGCAGCGAGCUCAUACUGAGGAGAUCAGACGCCUGCAGCAGGAGGUGGAGAAAGAACGGCAGAAUGAUAGACAGGAGCUGGAGGAGGAGAAGAAACAGGUGCAGCAAAAAAUGGAAGAAGAGAAAAUAAGGUUGAAAGAACAACUUCGGAAAGCACUGGAAGAAGUGAUACGCAAACACGCCAGCGAACUGCGGCACGCUCACGCAUUGCUGGAUGCAGAGAAGAAGAAGACAGAACAGGUUGAGGAACAGAUGAAAGCCAAUGAAGAAGAAAGACAGAGUUCAGAGACAGAGAGAGCGGAGCUACGCAACCAACUCCAGCUGUCAGACACAGAGAUAGCAAAAUUGGAGGGGGUGAUUCAAGCAUUAGAGAGAGAAAGAGAGGAGGAGAGAGAAAGGGUCAAAGAAAGAGAGACCGCUGAGAUGGAACGGCGGUCCGCAUGCUGCCCAGAUUGUGUACGGUUGAGAGAGGAACUGGAGAACGCAACCAGCAGCAUGCAGCAAAUACAGGAGGAGUUUUCUGCUCAUAAAGAAGGGCUGCAUGCGGAGAUCUCCGCUCUGCAGCAGGAAAGAGAUAUUCUGCAGCAGUCCAAUCACGGCAUAGAAGAGAGGCUCAGGCUACAGUUUGAGAAGCAGUUCUCUGAUCAGGUCUUGGAGCUGAAGAGAGAAAGAGAGGAAGAGUUUCGAAAGAUGAAUCAACAGUGGCAACGCAGAGUUGAAGAGCUGCAGACAGAGUUGGAGGAAAGAAGAGCACAUUCAGAGAAGAUGGAGGGAGAGAGAGACAGGCGCUACGGUAACGGUGAGAUGGAACGAAUGAAGCAGGAGAUCCAAAAGACCAGAGAUAUGAAUUCAACCCUCAGAGCUCAACUUCACUCUAUUAUCCAGGAGAAAGAAAAACUCAUGAGGCAACAGUUACAGGUGGUAAAAGAGGAAGACGAGGAUGACGAAGACGGAAAGACAGUAGGUGAGAGAGCCGAAGAGAGGGAGAAGAGAAACUGGCACGAGCGGGAGGAGGAACUGUUGCGCGUGGAGAGAAUAAAUCACCAGCGUGCUCUUCAGGCCCUGGAAACACAAGCCAAUGAGGAGCUUCAGUCUGAGAGACAACGUUUGCUCACACAGCACAAACUACACUUGGACAAGCAGAAAGGAGAGCUGACCCAGCAGCACACCGAGUGGGUGAGACAGGUCACCCAGAGACACAUGCAGCAGAUCGAGGACCUUCAAAAUGAAAUCCACACACACACACAAAUGAUGGCCCUACAGCAGGAUUUGAAGCAGCAAAACCGCUUACAGUCAUUAGAGAGACAGUUGGAUGAGAAGAGCAGUGAAGUGCAGGAGCUCAAGAGAGAGAAGGAAGACCUUAAAGAACGAAUGAACGCAAUGAAUGCGCAAAAAGAGGAGCAAGACCACAGACACAAACAUAGGAGUUUUGCAGAUGAAGGUGCUGAAACCGAUGGGUUGGAACACAAGAACGACAUGGAGAACGUGAAGAAAGAACACAGACUGGAGAUCCAGACCAUAAUAUCAGACUUCAGCUCCGCCCAAACACGACAACAGGCCCGCAUAGUUGCCUUGGAAACAGAGUUGAGAGAAAGGGAAGAAAGGGGAAAAAGAAGAGCAGAAGACCUCCACUCCAUCGCUAAACUGCAGGACAGGCUCACCGAGAGAGAUCAGCUCAUCAAAAGUUUGGAGGACCUCCACCAGAUAUCCCAGCAUUCUCCUCUCAGCAGUAAUGAAAUAUUGAGGCCUUAUGACUCCAGGACACAAGCAGGGACCCUCAGCCCUACUUUGAAGAAAAAAGUGGUGGAGGAAACUAGCGUGCCGAACCUCUGCUCGUAUGAUGGGGGGUCGCCCAAAGCCAAGUGCUCGCCAGUUAUAGAGCGAAGAUAUUCCAGUCUGGAACAGAGCAGUCGGGGGACUCCCAUAACAAGAACACACACCCCCACCUCCCCUCAUGCUGCACGCAGAACCUCGGUCAGAAACAGCCGUCCAACCUCGCAAGAAGUUCGACAUCAACCACAGAUUAAAAUCAACUACAACCAGCACAUUAGUUGUAGGACUCCAGCUGAGCAGCGAGUUAUUGAAACAGGGCCUGAUGGACAAGACCCUCAGAAACAGGAGUGGUUCACCAAAUACUUCUCCUUCUGAAACUUCCACAUACUCCGUUCCGACAGUUUGACAACAGGCUCAUUUUGUGCAUCCACUCCAGUGCAAGCUGACACCAAAUAAGCUUUUCUACAAGAUUCAUCUCACUUUUAUCCCCUUCACAGACAGCCACACACAGGCCCGAUGUCUUAAAUAUUACAAAACUCAAGAAAUGAUGCAUUCACCCUGAAGAACUCCUCAGACAGCAGGGUAGGACUUUAAGAGCACAUGGGCACCUCAUCGAGGUGACAGAAUGUUCCCUUGCACUGGUUACUUCAGUGUGGUAUCUUCUGACACAUUAUACCUCCAGCAUACAAAAAAAAAUUCACGCCAGGUGAUCUGAACAAUUCUGUACCAAUUUUAAUGUGGACAUAUUAAUAUAUUGAGUGAACUGCCAAGUUUGCAGUGGUGUGGAAUGCUGAUGCUUUCUAAAUGAAAAAAAGAAUGAACAACUACAACUGCUGACUUUGCCAUACUAUGCCAAAACUGUAUAACUGAGAUAAUGGAUGUAUAUCAAUAAACUACUUAUUUUUGUUUUUUUAAAUAGCAUGAUAUAACU
Molecule: messenger RNA, 4349 nt
Organism: Triplophysa rosa
Lineage: Eukaryota; Metazoa; Chordata; Actinopteri; Cypriniformes; Nemacheilidae
Gene: fam184b
Product: family with sequence similarity 184 member B
Exons: 19
Coding region: 347-3793 (1148 amino acids)
Source: RefSeq, a predicted model, not a curated record